Molecule: messenger RNA, 6507 nt
Organism: Arvicanthis niloticus (Nile rat)
Lineage: Eukaryota; Metazoa; Chordata; Mammalia; Rodentia; Muridae
Gene: Rock1
Product: Rho associated coiled-coil containing protein kinase 1
Biological process (GO): mitotic cytokinesis; Rho protein signal transduction; embryonic morphogenesis
Cellular component (GO): cytoskeleton; cytoplasm; cytoplasmic stress granule
Molecular function (GO): Rho-dependent protein serine/threonine kinase activity; small GTPase binding; ATP binding
Source: RefSeq, a predicted model, not a curated record
UCCCCUUCCGAACGCCCGCGCCGCGCGUGCGCACUGCGCGCCGUCGGGCUCCGUUUGUUUGAACAGGAAGGCGGACAUAUUAGUCCCUCUGAGCCUUCCUCGCCCCACCCCCCAGGCAUUCGCCUCCGCGACUCGCCCUUUUCCCAGCUCGGUCCGCGGCCCCUCCCAAAAGGUCCCGCAUCAGCAGCCGCACGGACCCUACGGUCGUCUUCCUCACCGGCCCGCUCCAGCCCGUCUUCCCCUGAGACUCCAUCGGGCCACCGACCUCGCCUUGCCCGGCCGGACACCGCGUUAGCAGCGCCAGCAGCGACCGGAUAAAAUGGGAGCGUGAGCCUGUUCUGUGGGGACCAGCUCUUGGCCGAGGCUAAUCUGUGCGUGGUGCCGGGCCGAGUGGAACCGGGGAUGCAGGGCUAGACUGCCUUUAGCGCCUCAGAGCGGAGCGGGGCCGGCCCGGGGCCCAGGCGGCGGCGGCGGCGGCGGCGGCAGCUGGCGCAGCUUCUCACCCGCCCUUCGCUUUCGCCUUUCCUCCUCGCUCUCCCUGGCUGCCCCGAGGGAGUCUCCACCCUGCUGUGCUCCCUCUUCCCGCCGCUGCCCUUCUCUGAACUGGGCCCCGCCAUGGCGAAGGCAGCCGGGGCCCGCUAGGCUGAGGUGCCUCGCCGGAGCGACCAGGCUGCUGGCGACGGCGCUGUCGGCUGUCGCGAGGGGCUGCCAGGUGGGAUGCGACUUUGGGUGUCCGAGCGGCUGCGGGUCGCUGUCACCCCCAGCCUGGGGUCUGGAGAGCAGAGGUCCCCUCAGUGAGGGGGAGGAGGGGGAACCGGGAGCACCUGGUGACCCCGAAGUUCCGGCUCCUCUGCCCGGCGGCUACCAACCCACGGCGGAGGAAGUUGGUUGAACUUGCUUUCCGCUGCGGGUACGGAGGUAUCCUCACAAGUAGCAGCAUCAUGUCGACUGGGGACAGUUUUGAGACUCGGUUUGAAAAAAUCGACAACCUGCUGCGGGAUCCCAAAUCGGAAGUGAAUUCAGAUUGUUUGCUGGAUGGAUUGGAUGCUUUGGUUUAUGAUUUGGAUUUUCCUGCCUUAAGAAAAAACAAAAAUAUCGACAACUUUCUAAGCAGGUAUAAAGACACAAUAAAUAAAAUUAGAGAUUUGCGGAUGAAAGCUGAAGAUUAUGAAGUAGUAAAGGUAAUCGGCAGAGGUGCAUUUGGAGAAGUUCAAUUGGUAAGGCAUAAAUCCACCAGGAAGGUUUACGCUAUGAAGCUUCUCAGCAAAUUUGAAAUGAUUAAGAGAUCUGAUUCUGCUUUUUUCUGGGAAGAAAGGGACAUCAUGGCGUUUGCCAAUAGUCCUUGGGUUGUUCAGCUUUUUUAUGCAUUCCAAGAUGACCGGUAUCUCUACAUGGUGAUGGAGUACAUGCCUGGUGGGGACCUUGUAAACCUGAUGAGCAACUAUGAUGUACCUGAAAAGUGGGCCCGAUUCUACACUGCAGAAGUAGUUCUUGCAUUGGAUGCAAUCCAUUCCAUGGGUUUUAUUCAUAGAGAUGUAAAGCCUGAUAACAUGCUGCUGGAUAAGUCUGGACAUUUGAAGUUAGCAGAUUUUGGUACUUGUAUGAAGAUGAAUAAGGAAGGUAUGGUACGAUGUGAUACAGCAGUGGGAACACCUGAUUAUAUUUCACCUGAAGUAUUAAAAUCCCAAGGUGGCGAUGGCUAUUAUGGACGAGAGUGUGAUUGGUGGUCAGUUGGGGUAUUUUUAUAUGAAAUGCUUGUAGGUGAUACACCUUUUUAUGCAGAUUCUUUGGUUGGGACUUACAGUAAAAUUAUGAACCAUAAAAAUUCACUUACUUUCCCUGAUGAUAAUGACAUAUCAAAAGAGGCAAAAAAUCUCAUUUGUGCCUUUCUUACGGACAGAGAAGUGAGAUUGGGCAGAAAUGGUGUAGAAGAAAUCAAACGUCAUCUCUUCUUCAAAAAUGAUCAGUGGGCUUGGGAAACGCUUCGAGACACUGUAGCACCAGUUGUGCCUGAUUUAAGUAGUGACAUUGAUACUAGUAAUUUUGAUGACUUAGAAGAAGAUAAAGGAGAUGAAGAAACAUUUCCUAUUCCUAAAGCUUUUGUUGGCAAUCAGCUACCUUUUGUAGGAUUUACAUAUUAUAGCAAUCGUAGAUACUUACCUUCAGCAAAUCCCAGUGAGAACAGAUCUAGCUCAAAUGUGGAUAAAAGCUUGCAGGAAAGUUUACAGAAAACAAUCUACAAGCUUGAAGAACAACUGCAUAAUGAAAUGCAAUUAAAAGAUGAAAUGGAGCAGAAAUGCAGAACUUCAAACUUAAAACUAGACAAGAUAAUGAAAGAAUUGGAUGAAGAGGGGAAUCAAAGAAGAAAUCUAGAAUCUGCGGUGUCUCAAAUUGAGAAAGAAAAGAUGUUGCUACAACAUAGAAUUAAUGAGUACCAAAGAAAAGUGGAACAGGAAAAUGAGAAGAGAAGAAAUGUAGAAAAUGAAGUUUCUACACUAAAGGACCAGUUGGAAGACUUACGGAAAGCCAAUCAGAGCUCACAGCUUGCUAAUGAGAAGGUGACACAGUUACAGAAGCAGUUAGAAGAAGCGAAUGACUUACUUAGGACAGAAUCAGACACAGCUGUCAGAUUAAGGAAGAAUCACACAGAGAUGAGCAAGACAAUUAGUCAGCUAGAGUCCCUGAACAGAGAAUUACAGGAAAGAAACAGAAUUUUAGAGAAUUCCAAGUCACAAGCAGACAAGGAUUACUACCAGCUGCAAGCUGUAUUGGAAGCUGAGCGAAGAGACAGAGGGCAUGAUUCUGAGAUGAUUGGAGACCUUCAAGCACGAAUUACAUCUUUACAAGAAGAGGUGAAGCAUCUCAAACAUAAUCUUGAAAGAGUGGAAGGAGAAAGAAAAGAGGCUCAAGACAUGCUUAAUCAUUCAGAAAAGGAAAAGAAUAAUUUGGAGAUAGAUUUGAACUACAAGCUCAAGUCUGUACAGCAGAGGUUAGAACAAGAAGUAAAUGAACACAAAGUAACCAAAGCACGGCUAACUGACAAGCACCAGUCUAUUGAAGAGGCAAAGUCUGUUGCCAUGUGUGAAAUGGAAAAAAAGCUGAAGGAAGAGAGAGAAGCUCGAGAGAAGGCUGAAAAUAGAGUUGUUGAGACUGAGAAACAGUGUUCUAUGCUAGAUGUUGACCUGAAACAGUCUCAGCAGAAGCUGGAACAUUUGACUGAAAAUAAAGAAAGGAUAGAGGAUGAAGUUAAGAAUCUCACCCUGCAGCUGGAACAGGAAUCAAAUAAACGGCUCUUGUUACAGAAUGAAUUGAAGACUCAAGCAUUUGAAGCAGACAAUUUAAAAGGUUUAGAAAAACAGAUGAAACAGGAAAUAAAUACUUUAUUGGAAGCAAAAAGAUUGUUAGAAUUUGAGUUAGCUCAGCUUACAAAGCAAUACAGAGGAAAUGAAGGGCAAAUGCGGGAAUUACAAGAUCAACUUGAAGCUGAGCAGUAUUUUUCUACACUUUAUAAAACCCAGGUAAAGGAACUUAAAGAAGAAAUGGAAGAAAAAAACAGAGAAAAUUUAAGAAAAAUACAGGAGCUGCAAAGUGAAAAAGAAACUCUUUCUACUCAGUUGGAUUUAGCAGAGACAAAAGCUGAGUCUGAGCAGUUGGCUCGAGGAAUUCUGGAAGAACAGUAUUUUGAGUUGACUCAAGAAAGCAAGAAAGCUGCUUCAAGAAAUAGACAAGAGAUUACAGAUAAAGAUCAUACUGUUAGUCGGCUUGAAGAAACAAACAAUGUGCUAACCAAAGAUAUUGAAAGACUAAGAAAAGAAAAUGAAGAGCUAAAUGAAAGAAUGAGGACAGCAGAAGAAGAAUAUAAAUUGAAGAUGGAGGAAGAAAUAAAUAAUCUUAAGGCUGCCUUUGAAAAGAAUAUCAGUACCGAACGGACCCUUAAAACACAGGCUGUUAACAAGUUGGCAGAAAUAAUGAAUCGCAAAGAUUUUAAAAUUGAUAGGAAGAAAGCUAAUACUCAAGAUUUGAGAAAAAAAGAAAAGGAAAAUAGAAAGCUACAACUGGAACUUAACCAAGAAAGAGAAAAAUUUAACCAGAUGGUGGUGAAACACCAGAAAGAGCUGAACGACAUGCAAGCGCAAUUGGUAGAAGAAUGUACACAUAGAAAUGAACUUCAAAUGCAGUUGGCUAGCAAAGAGAGUGAUAUUGAGCAGUUGCGUGCAAAGCUUUUGGACCUUUCGGAUUCAACUAGUGUUGCUAGUUUUCCUAGUGCUGAUGAGACUGAUGGAAACCUUCCAGAGUCAAGAAUUGAAGGUUGGCUUUCUGUACCAAAUAGAGGAAAUAUCAAAAGAUACGGCUGGAAGAAACAGUAUGUUGUGGUAAGCAGCAAGAAAAUCUUGUUCUAUAAUGAUGAACAAGAUAAGGAACAAUCCAGUCCAUCUAUGGUGUUGGACAUAGAUAAACUAUUUCAUGUCCGACCUGUAACCCAAGGAGAUGUGUACAGAGCUGAAACUGAAGAAAUUCCUAAAAUAUUCCAGAUACUAUAUGCAAAUGAAGGUGAAUGUAGAAAAGAUAUAGAAGUGGAACCGGUUCAACAAGGUGAAAAAACUAAUUUCCAGAAUCACAAAGGCCAUGAAUUCAUUCCUACUCUCUACCACUUUCCUGCCAACUGUGAGGCUUGUGCCAAACCUCUGUGGCAUGUCUUUAAGCCACCACCUGCCCUAGAAUGUCGAAGAUGUCAUGUGAAGUGCCACAAGGACCAUCUAGACAAGAAAGAGGACUUGAUUUCCCCGUGCAAAGUAAGUUACGAUGUAACAUCAGCAAGAGAUAUGCUGCUGUUAGCAUGUUCUCAGGAUGAACAAAAAAAAUGGGUAACUCAUCUAGUAAAGAAGAUUCCUAAGAACCCACCAUCUGGCUUUGUCCGUGCUUCUCCUCGAACGCUGUCAACAAGAUCCACUGCAAAUCAGUCUUUCCGGAAAGUAGUCAAAAAUACAUCUGGAAAAACUAGUUAACCAUGUGACCUACUGCUGUGUUGGAAUCAAUGUUGGGAUGCUACCUGAUAAAACAGGCUGUUAACUGUGUGGAGCAGACAGGCUGUUUCUUUUGACACAAAUACCACAGGCUUUUCAGGGUUAAGAUUGCUGUUAUUCUGUCCUUGUUUUGACACAAAAAGCACACUGAGGAUUGUUUUGUUUUUUUCUUGCGGGUUUGCCUACAGGUAGAUUAGAGUAAUUAUUACUAUGUAAUGCAAGUACAAUUGGGGAAAGCUUUGCUAGAUAGGUUUUUAAGGUGCUGCCUUUUUGAAUUUAUAAGGAAAUGCCUGUCAGUCAUGAUAGAACAGUUUUCCUCGUCUGAACAAGAGGAAGGAACUUUCACUGUCAGUGGAAUGGCCAUCACUAUCAAGAUCAGAUCGUGGAAGGAGUAAAGAACAUAUCUCAAAAUGAGACAAGUUUUUUCUGUUUUGUUUUGUUUUUAAUAACUAAGUUUUUUGUGCUCUUGCAAGACUAUUCAGAAAUAUUUUUAAGAACACAGUGAUGUCACUUGAAGCUCAGUGUCCUUACUGUAGAAUUAAAAGCCUUACUGUCAAUUGCCCACAGUGGGCUCUAUGGAGAAAUUAAAUAUCUUGCAUUAUGCUUUACAAAAUAUUGUAUAUGUUUCAGCAAGUUUGUAGAUUGGGGACUGGGAGAAGAUGAAAGAAUUACAUUUAAUCUAUGCAUUUUGCCAAGCCAUAUCGAUUUAUUUUACUACUAGAGACAUAAAGAACUAACUGUACAAGAGAACCAAGUUUAAAAGCAUUUUGUGGGGUACAUCAUUUCUGUAAUUAUAUAAUGUAUUUCUUUGUGGUUUUAAGUGAAAAGACAUUAAGUUAACAUAUAAAAAUGUAUGCACUGUUUGAAAUGUAAAUUAUUCUUAGAACACUUUCAGUGGGAGUUGCAUUACCCUAUUAGUGCCUUAAUUUGAGAGAAUUUCUUUACUGCCAUAAUACAUAAGUACAGACUUUUCAGAAAACAGAUUUUACAAAAAAUUAUGUGUUUUUCAUUGGUAAUUGGUUUAAUUUAAAAUAUAGAAGUUUGCCAGACUUUUAUAAAUUGAGUACAACCUUUGUACCAAACUACCUGCUACAAUAAUGAAACUAUCUGCAAAAACAUAUACAGUUGCACCAAUAGUAAAGAAUUAUGAAAUAUAUCCAUGAUGUUUUCCAAUUAAUAUAGGAAUUACCAUAUAAAUACUGUUCAACUCUCCUCUGGUAACAAGAGUUGAUGUGUAUGGGCAGUGUGAUUUAUUGUUUAUUUUUUUAACCAAAUACCUCCUCAGUAAUUUAUAAUGGCUUUGCAGUAAUGUGUAUCAAAUAAGCACUGGAAAACCAAUCUUCUCUAGGGUUAUAUGCAUGUUUCAAGUGGUAUUGAAAGCCGCACUGAUGGAUAUGUAAUAAUAAACAUAUCUGUUAUUAAUAUGCUAAUGGCUCUGUGCUCAUUUGAUGAGAAAUAAAAUAAUUUAUGGAUAGGUAACUUU